Messenger RNA from Lolium rigidum, 630 nucleotides. RefSeq lists its product as uncharacterized. The record is from RefSeq and is a predicted model, not a curated record. The coding region runs from base 1 to 630 and encodes 209 amino acids. The transcript has a single exon. NCBI's taxonomy places the organism in Eukaryota, Viridiplantae, Streptophyta, Magnoliopsida, Poales, Poaceae.
AUGGACAGGCUGCAGCAGCGCCCGCAUGACGCGUUGACCGGCCGUCGGAGCGGCGGCGGCGGCGGCGGCGGCUCCUCGAUGUCGCGGCGCCACGGCCGGUUCCACCACGGCGGCACCGACAGCGACGACGACGGCGGCAGCGGCCCGUCUUCGUCGUCCUCUUCCGCGCCGGUGGUCGACCACGCGGAGUGCACGGCGCGGUCGUGCCGGUCGUGCGUGGCUGUCUCCCUCGCGGACUGCAUCGCGCUGGGCUGCUGCCCGUGCGCGGUCGUCAGCCUGCUGGGGCUGGCGCUCGUCAAGGCCCCGCUCGCCCUCGGCCGACGCUGCGUGCGGCGCCUGCUCCGGCGGCGCGGGAGGCUGCGGCAGAAGAAGCGCGUGCGCGACGACAUGGUGGACCACCUGGCGCUCGCGGCGGACGGCAAGCGCGCGGGCCACGCGGCGCCUGCCGGCGAGGACGACGACGUGGCGGUUGCAGCGGCGGCGGCGGCGGAGGCUGCGGCCGCGAGCGACGCGGACAGGGUGUGGCUGGAGAUGUACCAGGUGGGGCAGUGGGGGUUCGGCCGCUUGUCUUUCUCCGUGAACCCGCCCCCGAAGAACGGCGACGGCGACGGCUGCGAGAGCCACGUGUGA